UUACUGAAUUAAAUAUAUUACUACUUGGAGAGACUGGUGUAGGAAAAUCUACCUUUAUAAACGCAUUUGCAAACUAUAUAAAGUUUAAAACCUUGGAUGAAGCAAUGCAUGGGAAGAUGGAUACACUAAUCCCAUCCAUGUUCACAAUAAUGGAUGCAUAUUCUGAACAGAAGAAUGUUGUUAUAGGCCAAAGUGAUGAAAAUGAAUUAGUUACAAACAAAGGAAUAUCCUGUACUCAAGGUUGUAGAAGUUAUAAAUUCAGAGUGGAUGAUAAUACCGAAGUGAGAUUUAUUGAUACCCCUGGAAUAGGUGAUACUAAAGGAUUAUAUGCUGAUGAAAAAAAUUUCGAAAAUAUUCUAAAAUAUAUUAGCCAAUUUGAUCAUUUGAAUGGAAUCUGCAUUCUUCUUAAAUCAAAUAGCACUCGAUUGACCAUAAUGUUCAGAUUCUGCAUACAAGAAUUAUUGUCUCAUCUUCAUAAAGAUGCUAGAAACAAUAUUGUUUUUUGUUUUACUAAUUGCAGAGGAACAUUUUAUGGUCCAGGUGAUACAUUGCCAGCAUUAAACAAACAAUUAUCGAAAACUGAUGUUAAAAUCAAAACUGAUCAAGAUGCAUUAUACUGUUUUGACAAUGAAGCAUUUAAAUUUCUAGCUGCUUACAAACAACAUAUAAUAUUUGAAGCAAAUAGCAAAAAAAUUUAUGCCGAAAGUUGGAAAAAAGCUGCAAAUGAGUUUGAUAGGCUUAUUCAAUAUUUCAAAUCAUGCUCUCCUAGUA
Molecule: messenger RNA, 771 nt
Organism: Racocetra persica
Lineage: Eukaryota; Fungi; Glomeromycota; Glomeromycetes; Diversisporales; Gigasporaceae
Source: the annotation of a GenBank genome assembly